Molecule: messenger RNA, 901 nt
Organism: Cricetulus griseus (Chinese hamster)
Lineage: Eukaryota; Metazoa; Chordata; Mammalia; Rodentia; Cricetidae
Source: RefSeq, a predicted model, not a curated record
AUGCCUGUGCGGGCUAAGAGUGGCAAGAUUGCUAAAGAGGCCAACAGGCUCUGCUCUCUACAGCUCCAAAGCCAGGGACAGAAAGUGGCAUCGCCUUCCCGGCUGUUCCUCAUCAUCUCCGGCGUCGUGUCGCUCUUCAUCUUCGGCUUCUGCUGGCUCAGUCCCGCCUUGCAGGAUCUGCAAGCCACGGCGGCCAACUGCACGGUGCUGUCGGUGCAGCAGAUCGGCGAGGUGUUCGAGUGCACCUUCACCUGUGGCACCGACUGCAGGGGCACCUCGCAGUACCCCUGCGUCCAGGUGUACGUGAACAACUCCGAGUCCAACUCCAGGGCGCUGCUACACAGCGACCAGCACCAGCUCCUGACCAACCCCAAGUGCUCCUAUAUCCCACCCUGUAAGAGAGAAAACCAGAAGAACUCGGAAAGUGUCAUGAACUGGCAACAGUAUUGGAAAGAUGAGAUCGGUUCCCAGCCAUUCACUUGCUAUUUUAAUCAACAUCAAAGACCGGAAGAUGUUCUCCUACACCGCACACAUGAUGAGAUUGUCCUCCUGCACUGCUUCCUGUGGCCAGUGGUGACAUUUGUGGUGGGCGUUCUCAUUGUGGUCCUGACCAUCUGUGCCAAGAGCCUGGCUGUCAAGGCAGAAGCCAUGAAGAAGCGCAAGUUCUCCUAACGGAGAGAAGGAUUGUGGGAAGCCAAACACAGAGGCUGCCUGUCAGCGCUCGCCUGCCCUGUAGAGCUCACUUUGGUGGCACAGGAGAUGGAAGGGGACACAACAGGCCUCCAAGAGGCACCUGCUUCAGUGGCAGCAGAAACAGGAACAGAUGGAAGACUCUGGGACUCAUUGCCUGUAUUCCACGUGUUGUAGCAGUGGCUAAAGGGUCAAGCUCUUAGCUAUAUGG